GUAUUAUUCCUAGACCAAAUGAACCAAGUAAACAUCAAAUUAAUAACUAUCUUGCACCAAUUGUUGAUGAGUUAGUUGAAUUUUUUAAGGCAAAUGAUGUUCCUGUUGCAAGAAAGAUUAGUGGUCAUACAAGUUAUGCUGUGAAAUAUUAUCGGUGUUCAAAACAUGCAAAAUAUAACAAUAUAUCCAAGAGAAAUUACUAUGGCAGUUUUGAUGAUAUGGAUGAAUGGUUUAAAGAAGUUGAUAUUUUUGAAUAUUUUGAAGUAGCAAAACAGUGA
Messenger RNA from Scutellospora calospora, 278 nucleotides. The record is from the annotation of a GenBank genome assembly. Lineage: Eukaryota; Fungi; Glomeromycota; Glomeromycetes; Diversisporales; Gigasporaceae.